Onychostoma macrolepis is the source of this 2976-nucleotide messenger RNA. RefSeq names its product serine palmitoyltransferase, long chain base subunit 1 (gene sptlc1). Lineage: Eukaryota; Metazoa; Chordata; Actinopteri; Cypriniformes; Cyprinidae. Gene Ontology annotation, molecular function: serine C-palmitoyltransferase activity; pyridoxal phosphate binding. The coding region runs from base 81 to 1499 and encodes 472 amino acids. The record is from RefSeq and is a predicted model, not a curated record. The transcript is spliced from 15 exons. Gene Ontology annotation, cellular component: endoplasmic reticulum. Gene Ontology annotation, biological process: sphingosine biosynthetic process; ceramide biosynthetic process.
GAGGACGGAUGCACUGACGCUGAUCCUCCACGCGACGGCGCAUUGAACAGGGACGCGCACGGUCACGUGACUCAGUCAAAAUGGCGUCGGGGCAACAGUGGGUGUUGGUAGAGAUGGUGCAAGCUUUUUACGAGGCACCAGCAUAUCAUUUGAUUUUAGAAGGUAUCCUCAUUUUAUGGAUUAUCAGACUGCUGUUUUCCAAAACAUAUAAACUUCAGGAGAGAUCAGACCUCACAGAAAAGGAGAAGGAGGAGUUGAUUGAGGAGUGGCAGCCUGAGCCGCUGGUUCCUCCCGUAUCAAAAGACCAUCCUUCCCUUAAUUAUGAUGUGGUCACGGGGCCUCCAAGCCACAAAAUCAUUGUAAAUGGGAAAGAGUGCAUUAACUUUGCCUCAUUUAACUUCCUGGGUCUGCUCGACAAUGAGCGCGUAAAGUUGAAGGCUUUGUCAUCGCUAAAAAAGUACGGUGUGGGAACGUGUGGACCGAGAGGCUUCUACGGGACCUUCGAUGUUCAUCUGGAGUUAGAGGAGCGAUUGGCGAGGUUCAUGAGAACAGAGGAGGCCAUUAUCUACUCGUAUGGCUUCGCCACCAUCGCCAGCGCUAUUCCAGCGUACUCCAAGAGAGGAGACAUCAUCUUUGUCGACGAGGCGGCGUGUUUCUCCAUUCAGAAAGGCCUGCAGGCUUCACGCAGCUUCGUCAAAUACUUCAAACACAACGAUAUGGAGGAUCUUGAGCGCCUUCUGAAGGAGCAGGAGAUUGAAGAUCAGAGGAAUCCACGUAAGGCGAAAGUGAUCCGGCGGUUCAUUGUCGUUGAGGGACUCUAUAUCAACACCGCAGAUCUCUGUCCACUACCUGAACUGGUGAAGCUGAAGUACAGAUAUAAAGUGCGGCUCUUUCUGGAGGAGAGCAUGUCUUUCGGAGUGCUUGGAGAGCACGGAAGAGGAGUCACAGAGCAUUUUGGGGUCAACAUGGAUGAUAUUGACCUCAUCAGUGCCAACAUGGAGAAUGCGCUGGCGUCCAUCGGAGGUUUCUGCUGUGGACGAUCGUUCGUUAUUGAUCAUCAGCGUCUGUCAGGUCAGGGUUACUGUUUCUCAGCGUCUCUUCCACCCAUGCUGGCCUCUGCUGCUAUUGAAGCCCUCGACAUCAUGGAGGAAGAUCCAGGCAUUUUCAGGGUGUUACAGGAUAAGUGCAAACACGUCCACGAAGCACUACAAGGGACUCCAGGGCUGAAGGUGGUCGGAGAGCCUUUAGCUCCUGCUCUUCAUCUGCAGCUGGAAAACAGCACCGGAUCCAGAACAAAUGACCUGAAGCUGCUCCGAGCGAUUGUCAAUUACAGUUUGGAAAGACACAUCGCACUCACUUUGGCUCGAUACCUGGACAAAGAAGAGCGUUUUCUUCCACUGCCAAGCAUCAGAGUAGUCGUGACUGUUGAGCAGACGCAGGAGGAGAUCGAGAAAGCAGCGCAGUGCAUUCGAGAAGCGGCAGUGAAGAUCCUAAAAUGACGAGCGAUCGCCUUCAAUGUGUCAUUGACGUGAGAUCAGACGUGACAGUGAGAGCCAUCCCGCCUGAUGGUUCGGUGACCUUUGACCCUGAAGACCUCAACUGCAAUGGAUGAAUACACUGAUUAAACCUGAUUGUAUUAUAUUUAUGUUUUCCAUACCUGCUGUACAGAUAAUGUUGAUUAUUUUAGUCUUCAUUUCACAUUGAAAUAAAUGCAGCGCUGGUUGGUGUGCACCAUCAAACCUAUUUAUGUUGUGUUCUUGAAUAAAGAUGGGAGAUCUUGACUAAUCAACAAUAAAUAUACCAUAAAAAUAGAAUAGGUAUUUUAUAUAUGAAGUCAUUUUUAUAUACACUAAUAUUUACAUUCCUUUGUUACCUUUGACCAAAGAGUUGCUUCUUUACACAUAAAAAUCAUUUCACAGUGUUUAUGCACUGCGUACGAGUUGUUUUUGAUCCGUACAAUAAUGCGGUCAUUCUUAUUUGGACUCUUUUGGUAACUCGAUGCUUUGUGAGUGCACUGGGUCAAGACGCUUGCACACUGUACAGAUAUCAAAUUUGAUCUGUCAUUUUGUCAAAAUGUUACUUUGUUUUCAAAUAAAUUUCAAGAAUAAAACACAUUUCAGCCUUUAAAUAGUAUUGUUGCAUUAGUUUUUGUAAUCUUUUUUGUCUCCAAUAAUAAAUUGCCUACUGAAUCAUAUCUGAACCCUGCAAUGCCUUCCGUCAUCAAAGGACUUUUAGUGUAACUGUACGAACGUCCACCUUCAGCUUAAGGUUCAUGUGUGUUUUUGCUGUAAAAUUGAUUUUUCUGAAAGUAAAUAUGAGAAUAACUUUUAUAUUGUUGGUAAUAUUUCAAGAUGAAGACGUACUGGACUGAAGCAGCUUAGCUUUACUUGAUUAUCCAGACAUUAUUGUUAUUAUUAUUUUUAGGAAAAUCAUGUUAAACUAUCAAAUAUCAUCAAGCUUUUAAGGAAUGUUUAUUUGUUCGCUUCUCAAUCAUCAAUCAUCCCAGCGACAAAUUAUAUUUAUAUGCAUUUUAUGGAAGUAUGCUUUUAUAAAGAUCUCAUUACAAGCUAUCAGAAUUUCAUCUUACUUUUUUGGCAAUUUGUUUUCAUCAUUUCGCCAUAAAAUCUUGAAUUAUAAUAAAUAUGAUAUUCAUCAAAACACUAUUGAUUGUCUAAAGGUUCUCUAACCUGUUCAAUUAAAAAAGAAAAAAAGAAAAGAUUUUUCUUUAAUUUUAUGUCACGCUUCACAGGGCUAAUAUGCAGAAACUUUUUGUAAAUGUUUUAAUAAAAAUGUUUUGCUGGCUCAUUUUAGAAUGUGAAUGCAUUCAUAUGAAACUAUGUAAUGUGCAUAAUAUGGAAAGGAAACGUUGAUUAAAUUCUGGCAGCUAUGAAAGUAUGAUCCUUCCACACAACUGACAAUCUCAUAAACAGAUAUAGAUACGCAAACCUGUUCCUAGCCCUGUAUAAUGAAACUGUA